Molecule: messenger RNA, 3107 nt
Organism: Daphnia pulicaria
Lineage: Eukaryota; Metazoa; Arthropoda; Branchiopoda; Diplostraca; Daphniidae
Product: ABC transporter G family member 20-like
Exons: 13
Coding region: 672-2918 (748 amino acids)
Cellular component (GO): membrane
Molecular function (GO): ABC-type transporter activity; ATP hydrolysis activity; ATP binding
Source: RefSeq, a predicted model, not a curated record
UUGCUCGUUUCGAAAACGAAUCAAUUAUGCUAUAGGUGAGGUAAAAUGUUUUGUGAACCCAUCCUUAUGCAAGGAUUAUUGGAAUGUAGCAGAGGGUACGCAAAAUUCUUGUUUAGUUGAGUCGUCAUUCGUUGAGUCAGUGUGUAGGAAUGAUUCUAUGGAGACAGUUGUCUCAUCUUCGUUGCUCCAGUUCAUGUAUUUUAACGAUAUCGUCGAGUGCUUCAUUUUUUGUGGAUUUCAUUUGUUUCAAUGUAAUAAGAAUGAUUUUGUCACGUUGUUAAGUGCCAUGGAUUUCCAUCACAGCAUUAUUUGGAGUGGUCUUAAUGUCCAAUCCACAUGUCGACUGUGGAAAAAUGGUGGUCUACAUCAGUACAUCCACGAAGAAAGGAGUCUAAUAAGAUAUGAUUUUAUUAUUUGAUUAAUCAUAUUGGUGUUGCUCAAUUAAUUAACAAUUUUGUUUCUUUCUUAUUAGGAUGUUUGUUCGGGGCUUAAUUCAAUUAUUGUCAUAUUUGUCACUGAAAAUGAAUGCCAGGACUCUUCGACUGCAGCUCAACACGGCUGGUGAACAAUAGCUCAACAAUUAUCUUCCACUCAGCCCUGGUAAAACGCCGAUUGUACCAGCAAGUUAUUGAACAGAUAUUCUAAAUAGAAAGAAUACAAUUCUCAGAAACAUGACGGAAGAGAUUAUCGAAGAAAUGGCGGAUGUGUUCGCUUCGUCACACCGGAUUAAUAAUGAAAAUAACAACCCAAGUGAUUCUGGUGUCAACAGUGUUAUCAUCCGCAAUGCGACCAAGACCUUCGGAUCUGGACGUAACAAAUGCGCAGUUCUCCAAGGAUUAAACAUGACCGUUAAAAAAGGAUCAAUAUACGGAUUGCUGGGAGCCAGUGGCUGUGGCAAGACUACCAUUUUAAGUUGUCUCGUCGCUUUGCGUACCUUAAACAGUGGAGAAAUUCAAGUAUUAGGACACGAACCGGGAUCGCCAAAAAGCGGAGUUCCCGGACCGCAGGUUGGCUACAUGCCACAAGAAUUGGCACUGUACGGCGACUUCACCAUCAAGGAGACACUGACAUACUUUGGUCGCCUUUACAAAUUAAAAGCGACUUUUGUGAAAUCGCAAUUGAAGUUUCUGUCCAAUUUAUUGGAUCUACCCCCGUGUGAUCGUUACGUCAAGACGCUGAGUGGCGGACAGCAACGACGCGUCUCGUUCGCCGUCGCUUUGUUUCACGAACCUGAUUUGCUCAUCUUGGACGAACCGACAGUUGGCGUUGAUCCUGUACUCAGGCGCAGCAUUUGGAACCACCUUGUCCGCCAAAGUGUCGACCAUGGCAAAACGGUGAUCGUCACGACUCACUACAUCGAAGAAGCAAGACAGGCCAACACGAUAGGAAUGAUGCGGGGCGGUCGUGUUCUAGUCGAAGAUUCGCCGGAAAAUUUGAUAAGAGAUUACGGACUCCCUUCGUUGGAGGAUGUAUUCCUACAGGUUAGCUUGAAGGACGGUAGUAGAAGUUCAGACAAACAAUUGGCUGAAGAUGUAGCGAGUUCCAAUGAAGCGGCUCCCGUCGAAACUCAAAUUGAGCCUCAACCUUCAGAAAUUAGCGCGGAAGCUUCUAAUCAAAUCGGAAAACGAAUGCCAAAUGAAAAAAGCGACAAAAUCAAAAGUGUUGCCAGAAAACGUCAAAGUUUUAAUUUGAAAUCUUCACUGCCGACACCUCAUGUCAUUGGUGUACUCUUAAGGAAAAAUGCCCUGGUGAUGAUUCGGAAUUUUGGGAUACUUUUAGUAUCAUUUUUCUUGCCUGCUAUCCAAACGGCCCUGUUCAAUGUUACACUCGGACGAGAGCCCACUUCCCUCAAGAUGGCCAUCGUCAAUGAUGAACUGAAUCUGAGCCAGGGACGCGUUUGCAUCAAUAACACGAUGGAUUGCGCGUAUUCCAUGCUCAGCUGUCGCUACCUUCAGUACAUCAAUGACAAUAUUAUUCAGAUUCCGUACGAUAAUGUAUCGGAAGCUUUAGAAGCCGGAAGAAAUGGUGAAGUGUGGGGUGUCAUCCAUUUCGGACAGAAUUUUACAGAGGAGUAUGAAAUUCGACAGUCUCUUGGCGAUUCGGCAAAAUUGGAUAAUAUCUUACGCAGUCGAAUUAGCAUCAACAUCGAUUCUUCUAAUCAACAAAUCGAUGCGUUUUUAAACAAGUGGCUUGUAGAAGCUUUUCGGGAUUUUUCCCGAGGUUUAUUGAUAGCUUGUGGGCAUGAGCCAGAGGCGGGCUACAUGCCUAUCGAGUUUACAGAUCCAGUUUACGGCAGAAAAGUUACCCAGUAUACUGAGGCCAUGUCCUCCGGCCUUAUUAUAGCAAUUAUCUACUCAUCGUCGCUUGUUUUUAUUACCGGUGUAUUUGUCGGUGAAAGACAACAAGGUCUCGUUGAUCGUAGCUUAGUGGCUGGCGUAAAAAUUGUCGACAUUUUUGUUGGUCACGUUGGAUUUCAGUUUUGCAUCACGGUUUGCCAAACGUCGGCAGUUUUUGUGGUCAUGUUUCUGAUGUUCAAAGUACCUUGCCACGGUAGUGUGGUCCUGGCGUUACUCAUUACCCUCCUCCAAGGAUUCAUUGGAAUAUGCUUUGGUAUGUUUACCGCUGCCAUCUGCGAUAACACUAACGGAGCACUUUACCUGACGCAAGCCAAUUUUCUCCCGAUUUUACUGAUGGGAGGCAUUUGUUGGCCGGUAGAAGGGAUGCCUCCGGCAUUACAAAAGGUUGCCCGUUUCCUACCGGUCACGUAUGGCAUCGAGUGUUUGAGAAGUAUUCUCUCCCGCGGUUGGGGAAUUGAAAUGCCUGAUGUCUACAUGGGAUUUUUAGUAAGCUUUGCAUGGAUAUUUGGAUUGACGAUAUUGACGUUGACAGUUAUUCGCUACCGCAAAUUUUCGAGCUAAAACAGCCGGUCCAUCUAUAAGUGAAUCAAAUUUCCAAUUCGUAAGUUAUUCGUAUUAACAAGUAUGCCACGGUUCAUUUAACCUAUUCUGAAUUAACAAAUAGCUGUCAAUUUUUUGUCUAACUCUACCAAACAAUAUUAAUUUUACCUGAUACCAAUAAAGUUAUCAAAUUGUUUUGUAAUUUAAACA